AUGCCGACAUGUAAGUGUGACGGCAAGACUGACCCGGAAGAUCAUAUAUCGGCUUAUGAGGGGCACAUGCUGCUAUACACGACACUGACUCAAGUAUGGUGUAAGGUGUUCCCCUCUACACUAACUGGACUAGGACAGACCUGGUUCAAGAGCAUACCACCGGCAACAGUCUUUGACUUCCGCCAGCUCACAUCAAUGUUCUUUACACACUUUGUUAGCGACAAGCGCAGGGAGAAAACUACCGGCAAGCUGAUGUCGGUCAAGCAAUGGGAGACAGAAAGUCUAAGGGACUAUGUAGGGAGUUUCAACGCAGAAUCUAUCACCAUCCCUACUCUGCAGGGGGAAGAAUUUGACAAAGCGUCGAAUACUAAAAGGACUGCAGCAGAGGAGAAAGAUAAGGAAAAAGACCGCAAGGACGAUAAAUACCGGAAAUACAAGAAGUCGGACACCUCCAACAGAAGGGAGGAAAGUAACUCUAUGAAGAAGGGCCACGAAGGUCGACCUGACAAAUACCACAAUUACACUCCUCUCACGACAUUCCGGGCUCAGAUAUACGAGUGGCAUAAAGAUGAUGAUAAGUGGCGGAGGCCUAGGAAAAUGUACUACAAGGGCCGGGAUAAAUCGAAGUGGUGUGAGUUUCACAGGGACUACGGUCACAUAACCGAAGACUGCAAAAACCUCAAGGGCGGGAUCGAAGACCUCAUUACAAGAGGCUACUUCACCCAGUACCAAGCGAGGGUCGACCGGAAAUCUCCAUCCAGAGAGGAUGAAAACGGUAACAGAAGGUCGGUGAAAGACAGGAUUACUGAAAUCCAUGUCAUAUUCGGAGGACCGACACGAGGUGGAAGCAUCCACGGUGGCAAAGCUAGGCUGAAAGAGUGA
Molecule: messenger RNA, 882 nt
Organism: Beta vulgaris subsp. vulgaris (sugar beet)
Lineage: Eukaryota; Viridiplantae; Streptophyta; Magnoliopsida; Caryophyllales; Amaranthaceae
Exons: 2
Coding region: 1-882 (293 amino acids)
Source: RefSeq, a predicted model, not a curated record